CGGACAUUUCUGGGUCUUAUUGUAUACUUUAAGUCUUUUGUGGAAGGAUAUAUGAUUAUCUCCUUAUUAUUAACCCGGCUAUUACGCAAAAACACACUAUUCGUGUUCGGUGAACCGGAGAAAGCCGUUAUACAUAUAUUGAAAGAUGCCUUGGCGUCUAAACCAGUACUGAUUAGAUUGGACUAUACUAGUGGUAACGAGGUUAUUCUAAUAAUAAACGCUAGCGGUUUAAGCUAG
Messenger RNA from Truncatella angustata, 237 nucleotides. RefSeq lists its product as uncharacterized. Lineage: Eukaryota; Fungi; Ascomycota; Sordariomycetes; Amphisphaeriales; Sporocadaceae. The transcript has a single exon. The annotation marks the transcript as partial. The record is from RefSeq and is a predicted model, not a curated record.